AUGAAAAGGUCGCAGGGUCUGAACAGGGCGGUGCGCGUUCUGUGCUGGGUCUGCACCACCGGCGCCAACCACGCCUCCAAAGCGGCCCACGUCAAGGCCACGUGGGGCCGGCGCUGCGACAAACUCAUUUUUUUCAGCGACGAAGAAGAUGAAGAUCUGCCUGCGGUGGGAAUUGCUGCACCAAAAGGCCGUGCUGGUCUUUGGCGGAAAACGGUGCAGGCGUUCAUUCAAGUGCACGACCAGUUUGCAAACGAAUUUGACUGGUUUCUUAAAGCUGACGACGACACGUACGUCAUUGUGGAGAAUUUGCGUCGGCUUUUGGUACUCUACGAUCCUAAUGCUGCAAAAUAUCUGGGCAUGCAGUUCAAGAAACGCGACUUACCAAAGGGUUAUGCAACCGGUGGUGCAGGUUACGUUUUGAGUCGUGGAGCGUUGAAAAAAUUGGUGACUGCGGCAUUUCCUGCACCCAAUCCCCACUGCCAGCUUUCAAAUCUCACUUCAGACGAGGACGUUUUAUUGGGUUUGAUCGAUUUUCUCCAGUAA
Messenger RNA from Neocloeon triangulifer, 543 nucleotides. RefSeq names its product glycoprotein-N-acetylgalactosamine 3-beta-galactosyltransferase 1-like. Lineage: Eukaryota; Metazoa; Arthropoda; Insecta; Ephemeroptera; Baetidae. The record is from RefSeq and is a predicted model, not a curated record. Gene Ontology annotation, molecular function: N-acetylgalactosaminide beta-1,3-galactosyltransferase activity. Bases 1 to 543 code for a protein of 180 amino acids. Gene Ontology annotation, cellular component: membrane. The transcript is spliced from 4 exons.